UGGACCGCGCGGGCCGCACGGGCGGGUAAAAGGCCGUCGCGCCGGGGCUGUGGACGAGAGGGAGAGGAGGUCGCCCGAGCGCCACAAGAGUAUGACGGGGCUGUACGAACUGGUGUGGCGGGUGCUGCAUGCGCUGCUCUGCCUGCACCGCACGCUCACCUCCUGGCUCCGCGUUCGGUUCGGCACCUGGAACUGGAUCUGGCGGCGCUGCUGUCGUGCCGCCUCCGCUGCGGUCCUAGCGCCGCUCGGCUUCACGCUCCGCAAGCCCCCGGCUGUCGGCAGGAACCGCCGUCACCACCGGCACCCGCGCGGGGGGCCGGGCUCGGUCGCCGCCCACCCCCGGGUUCGCUGGCGCGCGGACGGCCGUUCCCUAGCGAAGCUACCUGUGCACAUGGGCCUGGUGAUCACGGAGGAGGAGCAGGAGCCCAGCUUCUCGGACAUCGCCAGCCUCGUGGUGUGGUGUAUGGCCGUGGGCAUCUCCUAUAUUAGCGUCUACGACCAUCAAGGAAUUUUCAAAAGAAAUAAUUCCAGAUUGAUGGAUGAAAUUUUAAAACAGCAGCAGGAGCUUCUUGGCCUAGAUUGUUCCAAAUACUCACCAGAGUUUGCAAAUAGUAAUGAUGAUCAAGUUUUAAAUUGCCAUUUGGCAGUGAAGGUGCUGUCCCCAGAAGAUGGAAAAGCAGAUAUUGUGAGAGCUGCUCAGGACUUUUGCCAGUUAGUAGCCCAGCAGCAAAAGAGAUCCACAGAAUUGGAUGUAGAUAUGUUAAACAGUUUACUUAGUUCACAUGGCAUCCCUGAUCCUGAUUUAGUAUUGAAGUUUGGUCCUGUGGACAGCACAUUAGGCUUUCUUCCCUGGCACAUCAGAUUGACUGAGAUUGUCUCUUUGCCUUCCUACCUAAACAUCAGUUAUGAGGACUUUUUCUCUGCCCUUCGUCAAUAUGCAGCCUGUGAACAGCGUGUGGGAAAGUAGUGAUCCCUGCUUGGAUAAUUUGAUUUCAGGCUUUUGGAGAAAAGGACCCAAGUGACUCUGAUGUUUACAAAGCACCUAUGAACCCUGUACACACCUAGUUCAUAUUCUCAUAAUUUAUCAACAAAUACAAAAAAGUGUCUUACUUGAGGGUGAAUGUGAGUGUGUGUGUGUGCACAUGUUGUAUGUAUGGAAAUAAACUUAUAAAUGGGGGAAGUAUUGGAGAAGGAAAUACAGAGACCUGCAACUUUGAGCAAAUAGCAGCCAUGUUUUAGGAGCUGAGAUUUAAGACUUAAAGUCUUCAGCCCCAACUACUUCCCUGUUUUUGUGGGGAGAAGAGGGGGUGAUUAGAGCUGUUUUGGUGGUUGUUUGCAUGGAGGGGAAUCAUUUUUGUUCAUUCUUUCCUAGUGACCAAACUUUACUUUUUAAGAAUAGUAUGUUAUUAAAUGGAAGCAUUCUGAGUUUGACGGAGCUUGGGAGUUCUGUGUUGCUCGUGUGUUAAAAGCUUGCUCACCUUCAGAGCAGAGGGAAUACCUAUUUUCAAAUAUCCGUCCAUUUUCAUCUCUUUAUUGUAGUCAAACAGUGUGACUUGAGAGUGUUGCUCUUGUGUCUGUAUUCUGGGUUAUAAGGAUCAUUUGAAAAAGAACUCUUACUACAUUGAAAUGAAGAAUUUAAAAAAUUUGAAUAUUGAAUUAGGCAGUCAAAAAAACAAAAAAAGAUAAAUAAGUUGUAAUCUUAAAAGUAAAGGCAGAAAAUUUCCUAAAAAAGGAAAGAAAGUUUUGAUUUCCUUUUUGUUUGGUGAGCCGUAUGUUAUAUAGUAUCCAAAGGUGGUUUAAAAAAUAUUUUCAUUAACGAUUUUUAUUUAAGAUAAACAUUUGAGGAAAGUUACCAGGGCAGCUCUUUUCCUCAAAAAUAACCUGUUCCUCUUUGGAAUAGCACAUUUAGGGCCAUGUUAAUAAUCAGGAUUUUUACUCAAGGAAUCCUGAUGGUGACCUUGCAUAAAAGGUCUUUAAGUAGGACUGAGACCUGUGUAGGGAAUAAAGUAUUACCAAAGUCUACAAAAAUAUUUAAAAUUAGCUUUUCAUGUUCCAUUUUAUGACUGAGAAUAGCACUGGUUCUGUUAUUUUUUUUAAUGAAUAAUGAUUUCUUCAUAGGUGUUUAGUAUUCCCUCGUUGCUGAUCCUUGGACAGAAACUAUUCUUUAUAUUUGAUGGACUGUUUUCAGAAAACUCUUAUCAACAAGUGUACAAUAGUUAUCUAAAAUUGUACAUUUAGAAUGGAGUAGUUUAAAUACUAGAUCUCAGAAGUCUGAAAAAUAGUAAAGAAUACUAGAUUUGGAAAGCAUGGUCUGGAAUUGCUUGUCAAAUUCUGAAGCUAUGAAGAAUAAGUGUUUUGACUUUGGAUUAUAAAACCCCAUUUAUGGUUUUUAAAAUAUACUUGAAAUAAAAAUGAUUAAACUAAAUUUUGGUCCAGUGACAUUACUUUGCACAUCAUAGUCCUUUGUACAUUAUAAGACUUUUUAAGUCUUAAUUUAUUACAAAAAGUUUUGUGUGAAGCUAUCUAAACUUUAUCAGAGAAUUUCUGAUUUCUGUUUCCCUGUACUGUGAUCCGUGUCCUAUUGAGGCUUUUUCUUGCCUUAGUUUAAGACUGAAUUUAUGCCUUUUAUAAACAUGAUAAAUGUUAAUCUUUUAUAAACAUUCUAGAGCAUAUAUAUAGCUUUAAUGAAUUAGAUCUAAUGGGCCCAAUUGAAGUGAAGGGAUUUAAUAUUUGAUAAAAUGAAGUUAGUCAAAUAAAUUACCCAUUGGGAUAUAUAGCCCAAGUCACUAAAGGUUUAAUAAAUUUGAGUUUUUGUACUUUUAUUUUCUCCUUCUAUUUUAUAACAGUGUACACAUCAAAGUAAAUCUAGAGUCUGUGACUGAGUCUGUUGAAGUGCUAAGAAGAGAUUUACACAAGUUACUAAGUAUUGUGAAUUCAGAUAUAGGCAUUCCAGAACCUUCUCUACAUGAGCUCAAUUGCUAGUACAAUCUCCACAACUUGAAUGGCAUUGGUCAUUCUAUAAUUCCUGCCUAAAUCACCACAAAUUAUGCAUCACCAGAGCUCCCUUUGCACUCCCAAGAAGAACUGAUAAUUUUAAAGGAAAGUGUGUGUCUUUAUGUGUAUUGAAGGAUAUUGUCUUUAAAGUUUUUCUUCUUGACACUCCUCACAAUGGAAAAAUUACCAUAUUAAGCCUACUUUAUGAUGGCAGCUUGGAACAUAGGAAGAAGUCGGAGGGUUUGAAUUCUAUUCCCUAUUCUUGUGUUUUGUUUAAGACUAAUUGAUUACUGUUAUAAGGUUUAAAUGCUGGUUUUAAUGUGAAUAGCAAAUUUUGGUAUGUUGCUACUAAGGCUUAAGAAUACCUGAGAGGAAGGUGUUAUAAUAUUAAUGAAGAGUGCCAAAUACACUGUGCAGAUCUACAGUUUAAUCUUUGAAUGUAUAUUACUUGAUUAGCUCCCUCCUGUGUGAUGGUACCAUGCAUGGAGUCAAAUCCUUGUGAUGUUUUGUAUGGCUGUAGACUUUGGCAACAUGUAAAUAAUGUGUAAAUCAAGUUUUUAUUAUUAAGGAAUCAAAUUUAUUGAAUUUUAUU
Molecule: messenger RNA, 3586 nt
Organism: Cynocephalus volans (Philippine flying lemur)
Lineage: Eukaryota; Metazoa; Chordata; Mammalia; Dermoptera; Cynocephalidae
Gene: NUS1
Product: NUS1 dehydrodolichyl diphosphate synthase subunit
Exons: 5
Coding region: 92-967 (291 amino acids)
Cellular component (GO): endoplasmic reticulum membrane; dehydrodolichyl diphosphate synthase complex
Molecular function (GO): ditrans,polycis-polyprenyl diphosphate synthase [(2E,6E)-farnesyl diphosphate specific] activity
Source: RefSeq, a predicted model, not a curated record